Magallana angulata is the source of this 4885-nucleotide messenger RNA. Its product is annotated as phosphatidylserine synthase 2-like. NCBI's taxonomy places the organism in Eukaryota, Metazoa, Mollusca, Bivalvia, Ostreida, Ostreidae. Gene Ontology annotation, biological process: phosphatidylserine biosynthetic process. The coding region runs from base 196 to 1572 and encodes 458 amino acids. The transcript has 12 exons. Gene Ontology annotation, molecular function: L-serine-phosphatidylethanolamine phosphatidyltransferase activity. The record is from RefSeq and is a predicted model, not a curated record.
CUAUUACUUCCGGUUUGGAUUAUCGCGUGAGUUUGUUUUCGUCAGUUCUCCAUGUGAAUGUUCGACGCAAUACAAUACUUUUUAUUCAAGGAUAUGAAUGACUAAUUUACAAAAAUAACAGACAGGGUGAGAAGGUGUGUUGGGAGAGGCUAGUUCUUCUAGUGUAGAGCCCUAGGAGAGGACUAGACAGUCAUAAUGGCAGCGGUGAGGAAUACCCCAGACCACAUCCUAAAGUUGCACAGUACCACCGCCCACAAUUGGGAGGAGGAGAAGAAUAAAAACAAAGACAUUCAGGAUGAUGGAACCAUGACAUUCUUCUGGCAGGCACACACAAUCACAGUGCUGGUGAUGUUUAGCUGUAUCCUGGUGUAUGUUACGCUGUUUGAAGAGGAAACCUAUGGUGCAGAUUACAACAACAAAAGGGGCAUUGUUGCAAUGGUGUUGACGUUUUUACUGUUUGGAGUGACACAGACCCCGGAUGGUGUGUUCCGUAGACCCCACCCAGCCUUUUGGAGACUCAUAAUGUGCAUGAGUAUAGUUUAUGAGCUGGGGCUGGUUUGGCUUUUAUUCCAGAAUGUUUCGGAUGCCAGGGCAGUGAUGAAACAUUUUGAUGGAAGCCUGGGGGUAAGGCUGCCAGAGAAGGCGUACGGUGGAAGUUGUCUGCUGUUUGACCCCAAUGCAACCGAUCCAUGGCACAAUCUCUGGGAUAAACUGGAUGGAUUUGUUCCUACUCACUUCUUUGGAUGGUGGUUUAAGACUCUGAUCCUGAGGGACUGGUGGCUGUGCACAGUGCUCAGCAUCAUGUUCGAGAUCCUUGAGUACACUUUAGAGCACCAGCUCCCAAACUUCAGCGAGUGCUGGUGGGAUCAUUGGAUUAUGGAUGCUGUCGUUUGUAAUGGCUUAGGAAUUUACCUUGGAAUGAAAACACUGAAUUAUUUAUCCAUGAAACCUUACCACUGGAGAGGCAUGUGGAACAUCCCUUCAUAUAGAGGGAAGAUGAAGAGAAUCGCCCUUCAGUUCACGCCGUACAGCUGGACAGACUUUGACUGGCGACCAUUAACAAGUCUAAGGCGAUGGCUUUGUAUGUUGGGUGUCAUAGCUAUUUUUCUAGUUGCAGAGUUGAACACAUUCUAUUUAAAAUUUGUUUUGUGGCUUCCCCCCGAGCACUACCUCAAUUUGACUCGACUUGCAUUCUUCCUUUUUAUGGGGGCUGCGGCCAUGAGAGAAACAUUCCAAUACCUAGAUGAUCCAUCCUGCAAAAAGUUUGGGCGCCAGUCUUGGUUGAUUGCCAUGAUAAUCAUCACAGAAUUCCUGAUUGUGGUCAAGUUUGACUGGGAAACUAUCAGUAAGCCAUUGCCUCAGCACAUUGCCUUGUUCUGGAUAGUAGGAGCUUUAGGAUUAGUGUUCUUCACAUUCUGGAAAUUCUUCAUAUACAGAGAUGUCAAAAAUGACGUGUUAGUAGAAGAAAAGAAAGAAACCAACGGAGUUAAAAACGGGAACGGAAAAUACAAAGCCGCGUACGUCAAUGGUAAUGGUGCUGCGUCUAGAGCAAGGUUACGGAAAGAAAAAUAAUUCAGUUAUAGUUUAUGUUUAUUAAAGUCAAGAUAUAUAUUAUAUUUUUUAGAAUAACUCUGUUCUAAGACAGAGAAGCCAUAUUGUAUGCAUUGUGAUAUGAUUUUUACGAGUCCUGCCCAUAAAUGCUAUUUUAUAUUUAAAUGUAUUCUACAAUUCCAAUUAAAUGUAGCUAAUCUGUUUAUUUGGUUUUCACGUCUACUUUUUUUUUCUUUAUAUGAUACUGUUAUCUGUAUACAUUAUAAUUACUUGCACUUAUAAGAGGUAAUAGUCUUGUAAAUGUGUCAAUAGAUAUGCAACUUUAACUCAGUAUCCCCCCCCCCCCUUUCCAAGGUCAAAUUGAAAUGAACAUCAAUGAAUAGAAUUUUUUUUAACAAAAGUGAGAUAAAAAAAAACAACUAGUAUCUAUCAUCCAGUUAAGGGUUUCCUAUAUUUAAGUUAAGAAAAAGUUUUGUAUCUUUAUGAGAGACAUAAUAUGUAAAAGUGGAAUAUGUACAUGUACCUUCAUUUCAGCAUGUGUCAAAACUUCUGAAAAUUUUUAAACACUCAAACAAUGCAAUUGUAGUUACAUGUAUUUAUUCAAAACCUUGAAAUCCAAUUAUUUAUUAAAGUGGGUUGUAUUUUGAAAGAUCAUAUUUAGUUAUAGUAUAUAUGUUAACAGUAAAUAAAAAUUGCAAUGGUUGAAAGAAAUUAAGAAAUACUAGAUUUAAAUCAAGCUUGUACCUAUUUUGACGUAAGUACCUUAAAUCACCCUGGAACAUUGUGUGAUUUCUGUUAUGCUUGUUUAUGGUUUUUUGUAGUCUUUUUUUUUUUUUUAGUUGAAAUACUAUGUGUUUUUGUUUAUUAGAGAAGUUUUUUUGAAAUCCAAAGUAGGAAGAAAAAGUCUCAUAACAUUUAAGGCUGGUCUAGUUUAAAGGUUACAUAAUUAAUUUUUUUUUUUUGAAUUCUUAUUGAAUUGAAUCAGAUAACAGUGAGGAGUCUUGCAAUAAGGGAUUAAUGUUGUCAAUUAGUCAGAACGGAGUGGUAUUUGACCCAAGUUAUGCGAAGAGAUUCACUUAUUAUGAUGCAUAUGAUGUCGAGAAUUGUUUUAAAAAAUUGGACUGAUCCUCAAAAUAUUGUCAUUUUUACUUAUAAUAAAUGGUAUUUAUUUAUUGAUCUUGUUAAAUAGGAAAUGUGUAUUAAUCGAUGCCUCAUUGCUCAACCAUUGCUCUUUACAAGGGCAUUAACUGUGCUGUAUGAUUAACGUUGUGAUAAACAUGCAUGAUAAAGUAUAGUUGAAGUCUCAACUACAACCAAGUUCCAUCAAUCUGCAAUUUAGUAUAGGUUUGUGAAAGGUCUUGUAAAGGUUGAAAUAUAUAUUCAGGGCUUUUAAGUGCUUUAGGUCCAUCUCCCUCCUUGAAAUAAAAAAAAAAAACCAUACAUGCACUCUUAAAAUUGGUCAGGCAUAUUGUUACAGUAGUAUUUAUGGAAUGUGUAAUUCAUUGACAGACUAGACAUGAAUCAUCUAUGUAGCAUUUCCUUGAAGUUUUAAAGGCAAGCUGUACUGCAGCAAUAAUUGAUAUUUCCUUAAGUAUUUAAAAUUUUUUUUUUUUAUAUGUACAUGCAUGUGGGGGUAAAAAACAAACCUUGCGUGAAGAAAUAUAGAAUUUCUUUAAGUGCAAUAGUUUGUGUCAAAUUCCUGUUAUUUUGUUAUUUUCUGGUCAUUCAGGUCAAUUUACCUGUGUUCCUUAGCCUUUGUUACCUAGACAUAUGGAUGGUGUUUUGAAAAGAGACUUUUAAAGAGACAGUACGGCACAUCUUAUUGAAAAACCGACUUGAAAAAAAAUUCUGAUCUCGUUCGGUAUUUUUGUACUACUUAUAAAUGUAUAUACUUUCAGAAAAUUACAAAUUUCUCCAUUUAAUGUAAUCAUUUCAUUAAAAUAAUGAUUCCAUUAAAAUUAAAAAUUAUUUAUGGUCCAUAGAUAUACACAUUGCAACAUGUUACGGGGUUUGCCUUCUAAACUAUUACGCAUGCGUAUUUACUAUAAACAUAAUAAACAAACACUUGCAGGGCUCACCAAGAUUCUCUUAGACAGGUUUGUUGAUGGAGAUAUGUCUAUUCUACUCCCUGGUAAUUAUUGUUAAAAGUUUAAAAAGAACCAGAACUACAUAAUGUAUUAAGUUCAUUUUGUAAGUGAGGCCCCCUGAGGGGUUACAUGUAUGGUAUUUGUCUGUUUAUGUUAAAAUGAACUGAAAUUGGUAAACCAUUUAUAAUUUAUUGAGAAAGUGAUGAUGUGUUCUGUAGAGUCCCUUUUACCUUUUACCCUUUUAUUCCAUGAUGACUGUAGUCUGGCGAAGAUCUUUAAUUUUCAGCACUUGUCAAUUACUGUCAAUCAAAAUCCAUGUGGUACAAAUAAUCCGGUUAAUCGUACAACCCCUCAAUUUCCUGAAGCUCAUAACAUUAUUAAGCUUAUGAAAGGAAUUUUUAUGUACUUCAACUGUCACAAUCAACAUUAUUUCUUAUUUUCUAACAAUACAAUGGGUAAACCUGAACUUAAACACACAUUUUUCAGCCGUACUGUCUCUUUAAGUUUUCUUGUGACAGAGAAUAAGUUGUGUUGUUAUAGCAGAUUUUUUUUUCACUGGAAAAUAGUGUAUGGUUGUUCAAUUGUUGAAAGUGCUUUGUUUCAGAUGUUAAGUUUAUUGUAAUCUUGAUUUAUCCAUGGAAUCCAUUUAUUGAUACUUAUUAUGUUUGGUUUGCGGGAAGCAUACAGAUUUUGUGGAGGCAAGUUUUUAUUAGAAGAAAUUUUUGUUCAAAGAGAAAAGGGUACGAACAGAAAAAGAAUACAUGUAUAACCAAGAUAAAUCCUAUGUGUUAUUUUGAGGAUUUCUGUCAUGUUUUCAUGAUUGCAUCCACAUUGUUAUUGAUCUCAGAAUUUUCCAUCCAUCUUGCAGGCACAUUUCUUUGUAAGAAAAAAAUUGUACCUAUUUUCAUUUUAAUUGGAAAUUAUUUUAUAACAGAAAGGGUUGCUGACGUAACAAUGUUACAGUGGUUUUAAAUGUAUCUGAUGUUUCAAUAUGUGUUGACUUCAGUAUGGAAAAAACUAUAGCCGCACAUUUUAUUUUAGUGUUUCUGUAAUGCACAUUGUUCUGCAGUUUGGAGCUUGUUUCAUUUUUUGAACCACUUUCAUUAGCAACAUGUACAAGUUCAGAUAUAGCUAAGUAUUUUACAAUAAAGUGGUUUACUGUUCCUUGUUACUUAAAUGCAUGCUUUCCAAUGUUUGUGCAUCUAAGUACAGAAAAACCAAACCAGUCAAUUAUAUGUAUAUUUUGU